Molecule: messenger RNA, 2148 nt
Organism: Coturnix japonica (Japanese quail)
Lineage: Eukaryota; Metazoa; Chordata; Aves; Galliformes; Phasianidae
Gene: GNPDA1
Product: glucosamine-6-phosphate deaminase 1
Biological process (GO): N-acetylneuraminate catabolic process; D-glucosamine catabolic process; carbohydrate metabolic process
Cellular component (GO): cytoplasm
Molecular function (GO): glucosamine-6-phosphate deaminase activity; identical protein binding
Source: RefSeq, a predicted model, not a curated record
GCGGAGCGCUGACAGCGCGGGGCGGGCCGCGAUCGGCGCUAAAAUGGCGGCGUAACCGCAGCGCUCCGCCCGGCCCCGCCAUGAAGCUCAUCAUCCAGGAGACGUACGCUCAGGCGAGCGAGUGGGCGGCCAAGUACAUCCGUAACCGCAUCGUACACUUCGCGCCCGGCCCCGGCCGCUUCUUCACGCUGGGGCUGCCCACAGGCAGCACACCGCUGGGCUGCUACAGAAAGCUGGUGGAGUACUACCGAAAUGGGGACCUGUCCUUUAAGUACGUGAAAACCUUCAACAUGGAUGAGUACGUAGGUCUCCCAAGGGACCAUCCGGAAAGUUACCACUCCUUCAUGUGGAACAACUUCUUCAAGCAUGUCGAUAUCUCAGCAGAAAACGUUCACAUUUUGGAUGGAAAUGCAGCUGAUCUCCAGGCAGAGUGUGAUGCAUUUGAGGAUAAAAUCAAAGCAGCUGGAGGAAUUGAACUCUUUGUUGGAGGUAUUGGCCCUGAUGGUCACAUUGCCUUCAAUGAGCCUGGAUCAAGUUUGGUGUCUAGGACGCGAGUGAAGACCUUGGCUAUGGACACUAUACUGGCUAAUGCCAGGUUUUUUGAUGGUGACCUCUCCAAAGUCCCCACGAUGGCUUUGACAGUUGGCGUAGGCACUGUCAUGGAUGCCAGAGAGGUGAUGAUUCUCAUCACGGGAGCUCACAAAGCCUUUGCUUUAUACAAAGCUAUUGAGGAAGGUGUCAAUCAUAUGUGGACAGUAUCUGCUUUCCAGCAGCACCCCAAGACCGUGUUUGUCUGUGAUGAAGAUGCUACGUUAGAACUAAGAGUCAAAACUGUGAAGUACUUUAAAGGUUUAAUGCUGGUUCAUAACAAGCUCGUGGAACCCUUAUACAGCAUGAAGGAGACAGAAGCAGAAAGAAGCCAGUCUAAGAAGCCUUACAGUGAUUAAUCUCUCACUGUCUAGAGUAACACUGAGCCAUCUUUUUAUAUUAAAAACGAGCUGCAAAGAAAGGGAAUUCCUGCAGAAAUUCAUCUUGUCUUUGUUCUUAAAUUAACAAACGCCUGCUUUAAUUAACCAAACGAGGAUGUGAUCCACUGUGCUGUGUUCCACAAAUCUCUUCCAACGUCUUCUCUGAAGGUAAAACCAGUAGAGAAUUAGUUCUUUAAGCAAAGAAGCAAUUAUAAUUGUAUGGACUGAAGGCACCAAAACAAAUGUGAAAACACAACGGGUGAUCACUUUGGAAUGCAUUCUCUGCAAUUCUGUCAAACACAUCUGUGUAUCACUGCCCCUCUGGAAAAUACUCCAAAGUUGUACUGACAUAAAAUGGGAAUGGCUCUUGUUCAGCACAGAGAAGGGGAAGUGUCAGCACAACUUAACAGUAGCCUGCUUCAUAACUAUGAGUAAGCCAUCUAGAAAUAGAAACAAAGCGCUCCACUGCAGUGUGCAGGGAGGAGAGAUAAGGGACAGUGGGGCACAAACUGAAGCAAGACGUUCACCUUGGGUAUAAUGAAGAAGUUUCCCUUUGAGGACAGUCCAGGCAGAGGAGACAGUUAGACGGAGGUGUGCAGUCUGGAUCUGAUAGAGGCUUUCAGGACCAAACUGCAUACAGCCCUGGCUGAACCCGGCGUGGAGCCAGAUGUAAGAAGAUCCCAGCAGAAGGCAUGCCUCAAGCAGCAAUUCCCAUUGCUGCAGUGCCAUUAAUGCAGGUGAAUGGUUGGCUCAGAAAAUCAGAUUCAUUUGUUGCUACAUUUCUAAAAGAGGCCUUAUAUGUUCAGUUACGAGGUAUAACUGUAUAUGCAGUGGUGCUUUAUGAUCUAUGGCAGGGUAGAUUUCUUCACAUCAAGCAUAAAUUACUUCUGUUUGCGCUCCUCAAUGCUCUGCCACUUGUGUUGGGGCAGAGCCUGAAGCAGCACGUUCUCUCUCUCCAUUUCCUGUGCUUCCAGGAAAUGUCAGAUAAUCCUCAAAGGAAACAUAGUUCACUGAGCUCAGCAUGUGCUUAAUUACAAAGCCCCAUAGAGGCGGGCACUUGGUCCUUCUAUGGUAAGAUCAAUGCAAGCCAAACUGGGAAGUAUGUGUUGUCUUUGUCCAAGAACUUUGUGAGCCAUUAAUCUGUAACUUUCUACAGUAAAAGUGUUAUUUUUCUCUAUCA